AUGAAAUCGAUCAUCUUCGUCACCUUUGCGAUCGUAGCAAUUGCCGUUGCGGCCCCACCUGAAGAGCCUUACAAGAUCUUGCGUUCAGAUUUCCAACAGCAACCGGAAGGUGGUUAUGUUUACAGUUUUGAAACCGAGAAUGGCAUCAACCGUCAAGAGCAGGGAGAAUUGAAGGAAGCGCUCGACGAAGAGAACAAGCCCCACCAAGUAGUCGUCGUUCGAGGAUCCUACAGUUAUAAAAAUAAUGAGGGACAGGUCGACACUAUAAACUACUUUGCUGAUGAGACUGGUUUCCAUGCUGAAGGAGAUUCCAUCCCCAAGGUUCCUGCAAGGAGAUAA
Molecule: messenger RNA, 339 nt
Organism: Arctia plantaginis
Lineage: Eukaryota; Metazoa; Arthropoda; Insecta; Lepidoptera; Erebidae
Source: the annotation of a GenBank genome assembly